Molecule: messenger RNA, 2578 nt
Organism: Ipomoea nil (Japanese morning glory)
Lineage: Eukaryota; Viridiplantae; Streptophyta; Magnoliopsida; Solanales; Convolvulaceae
Exons: 12
Coding region: 479-2335 (618 amino acids)
Source: RefSeq, a predicted model, not a curated record
GCCUAGCUGGCUAGCCUUUUGGUUUUACAUGCAAUUCUGGGAACCCUUUCCGUGCCUUCCUUAAACAAUUAUCACCCAGUUUUCGAUUUUAGUAGCAGGAAAGGACCACAGUGUGUGGAUUUGGGUAUUUGGCUAUGUGGUAGCUUCACCAACUCCCACUAUAGCGCCCAGGUGAGGGGAAUGUGGCAUUGUGGUGGUAUGGGUUGGCAUUACUCUAUUGGGACUGUGAACUAUUUGUACUAGUUUAUUGCCUUGUCAAUUUGGGUGUGGCAGUGAAAAACGCAAGAAAUCGUUGCCGGGUUCGCUAAUUAACUUGGGUGUUUCGAACAAUGCAAGGGAGAAAGGUGGGGUCUUGAUUCCAAGUUGUGGUUUUCGAGGACCCGUUGGAUGUUUUUGAGCAUCUGGGACUUCUGGGUCGGUCGGAAAAAUCCAAUCUUGGUAGCUGAUUUCUUUGCUUAUAGGCUUGUAAUGUUGAGUGAUGGGGUUUGAAGGGUUUAGCUUCGAUGAAUCCCCUGGGGCGGCUAUGAGAACCUGUACACACAAGCGUUCUAAGAGCUUUCCAGAUAGCGUAAAAACUGGACAUGAUAGUUUUCGUUGUUCCCCCGAGGCUUCCCCUGAAUUGAAGUUGGAUAUGGAGCACUCAGAUGAUUGCUUCGAGAGCAAGAAGAAACAAUCAUCUACUGCCGAGGUCCAAAGUUCAUUAACGCAAGAGAUAAUGCAACUCGAGAAACGAUUGCAGACCCAAGUUGCUGUCCGAUGUGCUCUAGAGAAAGCGUUAGGGUAUCGGUCUACAUGCCAGAAGACCGCAGAUGAAAUCUCGAUACCUAAGCCGGCCACAGAACUGAUUCGAGAAAUAGCUGUACUAGAGUUCGAAGUUGGGCAUUUGGAACAGUACCUCCUUUCACUAUACCGAAAAGCGUUUGAUCAGCAAAUCUCAACCUCAUCACCUUCCAGAAUUGACGACAAACUAAAAUCUCUAGUAGGCACGCCAAGAAGAAGGCUGGACUUUUCAGAUCCCGACGUAAUAUUGAAGAGUGAGAAGUCGGCAAUAGAACUUGAUGAACAGCCAGUAUCAGAUGUACGUAAAGAAAACAAUGGCGUUGCAGAAGACAAACUUUUAGGUUCUGCUGUUCAUCGGAGUCAUUCCUCGCUACCUCAACAUUCGGCUUUGUCAAACAGAACUUCCCCGCUGCAAGAGACACCGGGCAAAGCUGUGCGUGCUUGCCAUUCUCAACCAAUAUCUAUGAUGGAGUAUGCGCAGAAUGCUUCUUCAAAUAUAAUCAGCUUGGCGGAGCAUCUCGGCGCCCGUAUCUCUGAUCAUGUUCCGGUGUCACCGAACAAGCUGUCUGAGGACAUGAUAAAGUGCAUGUGCACUAUAUAUUGCAAGCUUGCUGAACCAGCAAAGACGACUCAGGGCCUUUCGUCUCCAACCUCGUCUUUGUCAUCAAUAAGUGCAUUUUCGCCGAAAGAUCAAUGUGAGACAUGGAGUCCCGGGUUUAGAAAUGACUCGUCUUUCGAUGUCCGAUUGGAUAAUCCUUUCCAUGUUGAAGGGCUGAAGGAGUUCAGCGGACCUUACAGCUCGAUGGUUGAAGUACAAUGUAUAUACAGAGAUAAUCAGAAACUCGGUGAUAUUGAGCCCUCGUUACAGAAUUUCAAGUCACUUAUUUCUCGGUUAGAAGAAAUGGAUCCUCGAAAGUUGACCCAUGAGGAGAAACUAGCAUUCUGGAUUAACGUGCACAAUGCGUUGGUGAUGCAUGCGUUUUUGGCGUAUGGAGUUCCACAAAACAGCGUGAAGAGAGCCUUCCUUCUCUUGAAGGCUGCCUAUAAUGUCGGGGGGCACAUAGUAAGUGCAGACGUUAUACAGAACUCUAUUCUGGGAUGUCGAAUGCCUCGACCUGCACAGUGGGUUCGCUUGCUACUUUCUUCCAAGGGUAAAUUUAAGGCGGGGGAUGAACGACAAGCAUAUGUGAUUGAACGCCCGGAGCCACUCGUGCAUUUUGCACUGUGUUCUGGCAACCAUUCAGAUCCCGCGGUCAGAGUAUACACGCCAAAACGAAUACUUCAAGAACUGGAAGCAGCAAAAGAAGAGUAUAUAAGAGCCACCUUUGGUGUGAGGAAGGAUCACAAGAUCCUUCUACCCAAGAUUGUCGAGUCAUUCGCCAAGCACUCAGGCCUGUGCCCCGUGGCUGUAAUGGAAAUGCUCCAGCAGUCUUUGCCCGAUUCCCUGAAGAAGAGCCUCAAGAAAUGCCAGCAAGGAAAGGCACGCAAGAGCAUCGAAUGGGUUCCCCACAGUUCCAGUUUCCGAUAUCUCAUACUGAAGGAACUGGUGGAGUAAUAUAAUUGGUCGCUUGCUUGCUUGCUUACGGGUAGUUAAUCCGAACUGGGAGGAUAGAUUUUCCAUAGGAUAGAUUCUCCAUUGAUGGAAUGAAGUUAUUUGUAAGAUUUGUGAAAGUUUCCUGCAUUGUUUGCGAUGCUGCAAAUUGGUUCUUUGUAGAGCUCUACUGUAAAAACAGUAAUGGAUUUCUCACUAAGGGUCUUUGUGUAUAAUUUUUAUAUUUCAUAUCCCUGCCUUUUGUUC